Molecule: messenger RNA, 1026 nt
Organism: Patiria miniata (bat star)
Lineage: Eukaryota; Metazoa; Echinodermata; Asteroidea; Valvatida; Asterinidae
Exons: 1
Coding region: 1-1026 (341 amino acids)
Source: RefSeq, a predicted model, not a curated record
AUGUCUGACAUUGAAGGCAUGUUUUCCCAAGUCUUGGUGCCCAGAGACGACAGAGAUCUGCUGAGGUUGUUAUGGUGGGACAAUGGUGACAUCAAGAGACCCUUGACAGAGUACCGCAUGACAGUACAUGUCUUUGGUGCAGUCUCUUCUCCUUCAUGUGCAAACUACGCUUUGAAGAAGACAGCAGAUGAUCAUGCAGGAUGUGAAGAAAUUGCGCACAUCAUCCAUCGCAAUUGUUAUGUCGUUGAUUGUUUGUGCUCAACCCCGACAGUGUCAAAGGCAGGCCAGCUUGUCAAAGGUUUGACUGAAACAUGCAGCAAGGGAGGAUUCCACCUCACAAAGUGGGUGAGCAACAAGAAGGAAGUCUUAGAGAACAUCCCAAAAGAUGAAAGAGGCAGAAACUGGAAAGACUUGAACAUCGAUGGUGAGAAGUUGCCCGUUGAGAGAACGCUUGGCAUGAUGUGGUCCAUUGAAGAUGAUGAGUUUGGAUACAAAAUUGAGAUGAGAGAUAGACCACCGACAAGAAGAGGUAUUUUAUCUACCGUCAGCUCUGUCUUCGACCCCUUGAAAUGUGUCUCACCAGUUGUGCCUCCAGCCAAGCAAUUACUGCAAGCAGCAUGUCGGAUGAAGUUGGGAUGGGAUGAAGAAAUUCCACCAGAUCUGAGUAAGAAAUGGCAGAAUUGGCAGUUGGAACUCCCAAGACUGGCGGAGUUCAAGAUGGUAAGAUGCCUGAAGCCAGAUGGAUUUGAAGAACCAAAGUCAGUCACCUUGCACCACUUUGCUGAUGCCAGUGAGCUGGGCUAUGGCACCAUAUCUUUCCUGAGAUUGGUGAAUUAUGAAGGUGAAGUCAAGUGUUCAUUCCUGAUGAGUAAAUCACGGGUCGCCCCACUCAAGCAGGUGACAAUUCCAAGAAUGGAGCUAACAGCAGCGACAGUAGCAGUGAGAGUUGACCAUAUGAUCAGGAAGGAGCUGGAGAUCGAAGUAGAUGACACCUACUGGACCGAUAGCAUGUCUGUGCUACGGUAA